Rhagoletis pomonella (apple maggot) is the source of this 3321-nucleotide messenger RNA. RefSeq lists its product as uncharacterized. The record is from RefSeq and is a predicted model, not a curated record. The transcript has a single exon. NCBI's taxonomy places the organism in Eukaryota, Metazoa, Arthropoda, Insecta, Diptera, Tephritidae. Bases 1 to 3321 code for a protein of 1106 amino acids.
AUGGAAGGAGAGAAAGAAGAGAACCUGGCGAAGCUCAUUAUUAACUUCUCGGCAAAUACACGAAAAACCGCCAAGCAGAAACAAACACGGGGCUAUUUGAUUGCGCGUAAACGACUCCUAGAUGAUUAUUGGGCCAAAUUUAUCGCGGCACACGAGGAAGCUUUGCAAUUAGCCAUAGCAGCGAAGGACACCGCGUCUAAGACACAGUUGGACGAUAGCCGUUUCGCAGAAAUCGAAGGCGCCUAUUGUGAGGCACUAGGGGAGUUGGAAGACGCACUCCAUAAUCAGUUACCAAGCCCAUCUGGGACGGCGGAAAGCGUAUCCACAAAGACGACAACAAAGGUGCCGAAAAUCGAGCUGCCAAAGUUCGACGGAACUUUUGCAACAUGGUUAUCUUUCAAGGACAUGUUCUCCACGUGUGUUAUCAAUGACGUGACCUUAUCUGAUGUCCAGCGAUUGCAUUAUUUGAAAGGCUGCCUAUCGGGAGACGCCGAAGUGCUCCUGCGAAAUUUGCUAGUUAUUGACAGCAAUUUCAAGGUUGCUUGGGAUAUACUUCAGCAAAGGUUCGAUAACAAAAGACGACUUCUGCGCGCCUAUUUGCACAACAUCGUAAAACUGCCUAGCGCAUCAGCUGAAUGCUCAACAGCAAUACGGAAACUUAUGGACGGGGUCAUAGAGUCCGAGCGUGCACUGACGCAGCUUGGUAGACCCACGGAGAAGUUUGACGAUUGGCUGGUGUAUCUGAUCACCGAAAAGCUAGAUACAGAAACUCUUAAACAAUGGGAGUUGUCCCUAGACUCGGCCAACCACAUCCCAACAUAUAAGGAAUUAGUACAGUUCUUGGAGAAGCGCAUUGUGGGUUUGGAAGCAGCUUCAAAUCAGAAGACAAAAGACAACGGUCCUAAGCCGGUGCGCCAUCAAUCCAUCCGCUGCCAUCAAGCCAACUAUCUACCAUACCCCUGCUGUGCAGGAAAGCAUAUACUGAUGUUCUGCUCAGAAUUUAAGGCCCAAUCUCCAACGCAUAGAUUACAAACAGUUAUGGCAAAGGGUCUAUGCAAGAAUUGCCUGAAGAGCGAUCACAUGCAAAACAGAUGUCCGUCGUCAUUCUCAUGCAAGCGAUGUAACUCAAAGCACCACACGAUGCUGCAUGAUAGUGUCCAACCGAGAACAGUCGACUCGGUUGCGUCAAAUCACGUGCGUGCCACUACACCCAUUACUUAUACAUUAACACAAAAGCGGUCACGAUCUUCAACACUACUUGCCACCGCCCAAGUAAGUGUUGUCUCGCCUUCUGGUCGCGCGUUCACACUCAGAGCUCUUCUUGGUAGCGGCUCCCAAGCCACAUUCAUCAGCGAAUUCGCUGCUCAGAAAUUGAGACUCCCGCGGCUUCGCAUUCGAGUACCUGUUACUGGAGUCGGGGGAGCACAGGUUGGCAAAUCCACCGGGACUGUUGACUUCAUAAUGCGCUCGCUUGUAAAUAGUAAAUUCUCGUUGACCUGUUCAGCUCUAACUCUACCAAGUCUUGGUCACCUCUUGCCUACAACGCGUGUUAAAUACAAUGUGCUCCGAGACUUUGCUGACCUGGAAUUGGCAGACCCACAAUAUAACAAUCCAGGCUCUAUCGACUUAAUCCUGGGGGCAGAUGUAUAUAGUGUGUUGCUGAUACCAGAGAUCAAACAAUUGCCCGGAGGCUCCGCCAUCGCGCAAAGAACCCAUUUAGGAUGGGUAAUAUUUGGAAAGGUGCCGGACCAAAUAAUCCCACUGGAGCGAACGACGUUCUGCGCUGCCACCUCCGUGGAGCUCAACGAGUUGGUUAAGCUAAUGUGGCAAUUCAACAAGCAAGAUGAUCUUUCAACGUCGGCUCCAAUGAGUCAAGAUGAGGCUGAAUGUGAGUCCUUUUUUGAGAGCACGGUUAAGCGCACCAGUUGCGGUCGUUACAUCGUAAAAUAUCCUUUAAAAGAUGGAGUCGAUUUAAAUAAACUAAAGAAUUCCAAGGGGGACGCGUCCAGGUUAUUUAAUUAUCAACAAAAACGCUUAGAAAAGGAUUCGACGUUGAAACAACUUUAUGAAUCGUUUAUGGAUGAGUACCUCCGCCUCGAGCACAUGGAGCCCGUCUCCGAACACUGUGACCCGCAACAAUUUUGCUACAUACCCCAUCAUGGGGUUUACAAAGAAUCUAGUUCUACUACGAAGUUAAGAAUCGUUUUCAAUGCGUCGUAUCGGAAUAAGUCAGGAGUAUCGUUGAAUGAUUGCUUGCAUGUAGGCCCUAAACUACAAAAUGACCUGGCGUCGGUUAUCCUGAAGUGGCGAACUUACCGCAUAGGGUUUAUGGCAGACAUUGAGAAGUGUUAUCGCCAAAUAUUGGUUGACCCUGAGGACACUGACUUGCAGCGAAUUGUAUGGUUAAACGAGAUGGGAGAUCCGACGGUUUAUCGUCUACGUACAGUGACUUAUGGCCUAAACUGUUCGCCGUAUCUUACAAUAAAAGUUCUUCAUUCGUUGGCCAAAGAUGAAGGUGAUUCUUUCCCACAGGCAGCCCAGGUACUAAAGCAUUCCUUUUACAUGGACGAUUGUCUGCAUGGCGCGGAUGACUCUCAAAGUGCGAUACGUCUUCAAAAGGAACUACAGCUCCUGUUGGAAAGAGGAGGGUUCACUCUGCGGAAGUGGAACUCGAACUCAAUAGAUUUCCUGCAUAGCAUCGAAGGUGAACAAAUUGAUGACGAACAUAGAUGUAACUUUGAUCAACAUCAGGAAGUGAAAGCAUUGGGUCUUUAUUGGAUCGCCUCGUCCGAUGAGUUCAUCUACAAGGUCAAUAUGACUGAGCUCUCUGGUCCUAUUACCAAGCGUCAACAACUCGCGGAUGUUGCUAAGAUAUAUGACUCUCCUGGCUGGGUCGCACCUAUUGUUAUAACAGGUAAAAUAAUCUGCCAACAAUUGUGGGUCACUGGCUGCAACUGGGACGAUGUCAUUCCAGAACCUUAUCAGACGCAGUGGAGAAAUUUUCGAAACGAGAUACGAGAAGUAGAAGCCAUUAAAGUGCCAAGAUGGGUGCAUACUGCGCCAAACGCUAUUUCGUAUCAACUCCACGUUUUCGCGGAUGCAUCAGCGGUUGCUUAUGCGGCGAUAACCUAUCUCCGCGUCAUUGCUGCUGACGAAUCAGUGAAGGUGUCGAUAUUAACGGCCAAAACCAAGGUGGCUCCGCUGAAAAAAAUAACCAUACCUUGUCUGGAGUUAAAUGGGGCAUUGUUGGCUGCGAAGCUUGCUCAUAAAGUGCAGGAUUCUCUUAACCACCUGUCAAUGCAAACCUUUUUUUUGGUCUGA